AUGGGGACUCUCACGAGCGUCGCUUUCGCAGCUGCGAUUAACAUCAGAUUCCGGUCGUUUAAUUGGAAUAUCCGGGAUAAGAUUAAGAAACCAAUGCCCAAGGUUAGUACAUCACUGAGAGAGAGAUACUGUUUCUCUUGCACAGAGAACUAUUAUAGAUAUGGGGUAGUUAAGUGUUUAGGCAAUGAUCAAAACGGAAAUAGCGGAGAAGACGAAGACACCAAUUCUUCGGUUGUUAGAGAUUCGACUGUAAAAACGGCAUCUCGUGAAGAAGACAAAGAAGAAGAAGCAGACGAGAGAAGUAACGAGUUCGGUUCCGAUAAGACGUCUUCUGUUUCUUCAAGGGUACAAACUCUUGUCUCUGAUUUUACAUUCUCUUUUGUCUUGAAUUCAAUUCCAUCAACUGAAUCGCCUAUUGAUCCGACAUUCAGCAGCUUCCAAAUAGACUCGUUUAAGCUGAUGGAGCUUCUUGGACCUGAGAGAGUGGAUCCUGCAGAUGUCAAGUUAAUAAAGGACAACAUUUUCGGCUAUUCGACAUUCUGGGUGACCAAAGAAGAGCCGUUUGGGGACCUCGGCGAGGGUAUCCUCUUUCUUGGGAAUCUGAGAGGUAAGAGGGAGGAUGUUUUUGCAAAACUACAGAGAAAACUAGCAGAGGUUGCUGGAGAUAAAUACAACUUGUUCAUGAUUGAGGAGCCUAACUCGGAAGGACCAGAUCCUCGUGGAGGCGCACGGGUUAGCUUUGGUUUGCUUCGUAAAGAAGUCUCGGAGCCAGGACCAACCACACUCUGGCAGUAUGUGAUUGCUUUAAUAUUGUUUCUUCUUACAAUUGGUUCCUCUGUGGAGUUAGGAAUUGCUUCUCAGAUUAACCGUUUGCCUCCUGAGGUGGUAAAGUAUUUCACCGAUCCAAAUGCUGUUGAACCACCUGAUAUGGAGCUUCUAUAUCCAUUUGUAGAGUCUGCAUUGCCUUUAGCUUAUGGUGUCUUGGGAAUACUUUUGUUUCAUGAAUUAGGGCACUUCCUUGCUGCAGUUCCGAAGAAAGUAAAACUUAGCAUUCCUUACUUCAUUCCGAACAUAACACUCGGCAGCUUUGGUGCAAUCACCCAGUUCAAGUCCAUUCUUCCCGACCGGAGUACAAAAGUAGACAUUUCACUAGCUGGUCCAUUCGCUGGAGCUGCACUUUCAGUUUCCAUGUUUGCUGUUGGUCUGUUCCUAUCUACUAACCCGGGUGCAGCUAGCGAUCUGGUGCAGGUUCCUAGCAUGUUAUUCCAAGGUUCAUUACUUCUUGGACUCAUCAGCAGAGCAACUCUGGGAUACGCAGCGAUGCAUGCUGCAACAGUUUCAAUCCACCCUCUUGUUAUUGCUGGAUGGUGUGGUUUGACAACAACGGCUUUUAAUAUGCUUCCUGUUGGAUGUUUGGAUGGAGGAAGAGCUGUACAGGGCGCAUUUGGGAAAAAUGCACUGGUUACAUUUGGUUUGUCGACCUAUGUAAUGCUUGGACUCAGAGUGCUCGGCGGCCCUUUGGCACUUCCUUGGGGGCUCUAUGUGCUAAUCUGCCAGAGAACACCUGAGAAACCGUGCCUGAACGAUGUGACCGAGGUUGGAACAUGGAGGAAGGGCCUUGUGGCGACCGCGAUUAUACUGGUGGUUCUGACACUCCUGCCUGUAUGGGACGAACUCGCAGAAGAGGUAGGCAUAGGGCUUGUAAACACAUUUUGA
Molecule: messenger RNA, 1716 nt
Organism: Thlaspi arvense
Lineage: Eukaryota; Viridiplantae; Streptophyta; Magnoliopsida; Brassicales; Brassicaceae
Source: the annotation of a GenBank genome assembly